Strongylus vulgaris is the source of this 261-nucleotide messenger RNA. NCBI's taxonomy places the organism in Eukaryota, Metazoa, Nematoda, Chromadorea, Rhabditida, Strongylidae. The record is from the annotation of a GenBank genome assembly.
AUGCUAUUUGCAUCUGGAUUGCGGAAAGCGGUCGAUCAAGUCGAUCCGUCUGCAGCCGCCAUUUUGGCCACAGCUGAAGAAACCGCUCGUCUGUUGGCCGAAAAGCGACAUCGCCAGAUGAUUCGACGACAUACAUGCAGUACAUUGAAGCCAGAUAUUAAAGAUUUAAAGGUUUUUGCACCUCCACUUGCUAUUAAGGAAGAUGAUGAUGAAGGUGAUGUUGGAAGUGAGGGAAAGGUAAGAUGGGUGGAAGUUGAAUGA